UCUGAAAUCUUAGUAAAGGCGUACACAAAAGCACUUUUGAUCAAAAUUUAUUAUUAUGAUAUUAGUUGAACAGUGAUCAAAUAGUACAGAAAAAUAAAGCAUCUUCUCCUCUACGACCACAUGAAAAGAGAAAAUUUGUUGAGGCAUUCUUGUAAGGAAUAAGAUACUGGCGUCAUUACUUUUGGUAUACCCUAAGUAAUAAUCAUAACAGGUUCGAUGAAAGUGAAUGAGUAUUGAGCACAGUAUCAUAAAUGUAUAAAAAUUUCUAUUAUCCAUUUAUUUGGAAUAAAAAAAGAUCUGAUUAAAGUUAAAAUAUUUGAUAAUUGCUUAUUAUAGUAUUAUCAUUGUAUAAUGUUUUGUUACGCAUUUUAGAUGUAAAUAUAUUUUAAAUCGUAACGGUGAACCAGUACCAUUUUCAACGGUUGACUAUGAUCGUCUUGUUCAAACCGCUAUUGAACCAAUGGCAUGUGAUGGACUAAGAACAAUCUGUAUUGCAUUCAAAGAUUAUCAAGAGGGGGCAUUACCUGAUUGGGAUGAUGAGAAAAAUGUGGUGGAAGGCUUAACGUGUGUUUGUAUUUGUGGAAUUCAGGAUCCAGUCAGACCAGAAGUAAAAGGAGCCAUUGCUAAAUGUAAAAAUGCUGGUAUAACUGUGCGUAUGGUUACAGGAGACAAUGUGGAUACAGCUCGAUCAAUAGCAGUAUCAUGUGGUAUUAUCUCAACCAAUGAUGAUUUCUUAGUUUUGGAUGGAAAAGAAUUCAACAGACGAAUUACACAAGAUGGAGUGGUCAAGCAAGAACUUUUUGAUAAAGUAUGGCCACAAUUACGUGUAUUAGCACGAUCAUCGCCAGAAGAUAAAUAUGUUCUUGUGAGUGGGAUAAUUGCAUCAAAAUUAAAUCCAUCGCGAGAAGUUGUUGCUGUAACGGGAGAUGGAACAAAUGAUGGACCAGCAUUGAAAGUAGCCGAUGUUGGAUUUGCUAUGGGUAUUCAAGGUACAGAUGUGGCGAAAGAAGCAUCAGAUAUUAUAUUAGUCGAUGAUAAUUUCAAUUCCAUUGUCAAAGCCGUAAUGUGGGGACGAAAUGUAUAUGAUUCAAUAGCUAAAUUUUUACAAUUUCAAUUGACCGUUAAUGUCGUCGCCGUAUUUUGUGCAUUUAUUGGUGCAUGUAUUGUUAAAGAAUCUCCAUUAAGAGCCGUACAAAUGUUAUGGGUUAAUUUAAUUAUGGACACAUUAGCUUCUCUAGCAUUAGCUACAGAAGUUCCAACCGAAGAUUUAUUAACGAGAAAACCGUAUGGAAGAACAACAGCAUUAAUAUCUCGAACAAUGAUGAAAAAUAUUCUUGGACAUGCUCUUUAUCAAUUAGCCGUUAUGUUAUUUAUACUCUUUGCCGGUCCAAGUGUAUUUAAUAUGGAGGAUGGUGGUCCAGUCGAUGGUGUUUUCAGACCAUCUCAACAUUUCACAAUGAUAUUUAAUGUUUUUGUGCUAAUGACAUUAUUCAAUGAAAUUAAUUGUAGGAAAAUUCAUGGUGAAAAAAAUGUAUUUCGAGGAAUCUUUACAAAUCCAAUAUUCUAUAUAAUUUGGAUAGUAACAUUUGUUGUUCAAAUUAUACUCGUUGAAUUUGGAUCAAUAGCAUUCUCUUGUACAGGAUUAAGCAUAGAACAAUGGAUGUGGUGUUUUCUAUUUGGAGUGGGAACUUUACUAUGGAAUCAAAUCGUCAAUAUAAUCCCUGACACACAACAUAUGCCAAAUUUGGGUGCCGGUGUGCCAAAUUUAGGCGAUCCUUCGAAUUUACAAGAUCAGCGUACAGUCGCCGCUGGCUUAACUAAAGGACAAAUGUUGUGGCUUAGAGGAAUAACAAGAUUGCAAACUCAGCUUCGUGUGAUAAAAGCCUUUCAAGAAUCAAUUGAUCGUAAUCAACCACAUGAAUAUAUAACAAUUGAUAAAUUACGUGCAGCAAUAAUUGUUCCUCAAUUAUCCUCUCUCCAUGGUGUUGAACAUCUAACAACAACUACAAGCCAAGGAAAACCAAUAAUAAAAUCAUCAAUGACAAAUGAGCAUGAAUAUCAUGAUGAAGAUACACAACUUUAG
Molecule: messenger RNA, 2083 nt
Organism: Didymodactylos carnosus
Lineage: Eukaryota; Metazoa; Rotifera; Eurotatoria; Philodinida; Philodinidae
Source: the annotation of a GenBank genome assembly